This is a messenger RNA of Telopea speciosissima, 951 nucleotides long. RefSeq lists its product as uncharacterized. The coding region runs from base 1 to 951 and encodes 316 amino acids. Lineage: Eukaryota; Viridiplantae; Streptophyta; Magnoliopsida; Proteales; Proteaceae. The record is from RefSeq and is a predicted model, not a curated record. The transcript has a single exon.
AUGGCCGGAGAUCCGGCCAUUGGCCUUCUUCCUCUUCUUUGCUCGGGUGGGAAGGAAGAUGGGGGAGGUAUUGAAGGAUCGUGUGAGGGGGGUGGCUCGGGGAGUGGGGACUGGCCAGCUCUUGGUGGUACGGCUGGUGUUGCUGGUUUGGAGAAGGUGGCUGCUUUGGGAGGUUUGGGGCUGCAAGGAGAAAGCUCAGCUGGAGUGUUAAAGAAGGGAGGGGGGGUUCCUUGGUCUGCCCUUUUUUCCUCCUCGUCUUCUUCAUUGCUUGGUGAUGGUUUAAAGCUUUCUUUUGUGCAGCCUGAGGAGAUUGAUGGAGUUUUGGCUGCUAAAUGCUCGGAUUCUAUUAUCAAGGAGGGGCUUGACAAGUGGAGGAACACUCUUAUGGGGCAUUUUAUUGGUGGCAGGCCAAGUUUCACGUUUGCUCGAGACAUGUUGCUAAAGCAGUGGAAGAUUUCAGGCCAUGUUGAUGUAAAUUUACUGGAUAGUGGUUUCUUCAAAUUCCGUUUUAGUCUUGAGGAAGAUAAAAUUAAAGUUCUUGAAGGAGGUCCUUGGUAUGUGCAGAGGAGGCCUAUGAUUCGUCGUCCAUGGAGUCCGAAUGUGUGCUUGGAAAGGGUUGAUCUAUGUUCAGUCCCCGUUUGGGUAUCUCUUCCCAAUCUUCCUUUUCAUUAUUGGUCUUCUCAAGCCUUGAGUUCGAUUGGGAGUUUUGUAGGACAACCCAUUGUUACUAAUAAAAUGACAAGAUCCAUGGAAAGGCUGUCUUAUACUCGGUUAUGCGUAGAAGUUUCUGCUGAAAAGGAGCUUCCUUUAUCAGUUCCAGUUUAUGGAGAUGAUGGGUUUGCUUUUAACCAAAAGGUCGUUUAUGAUUGGAAGCCGCCUCGUUGUAAGCACUUUAAAGUGUUUGGUCAUUUUUUUGAUAAUUGCAAGUUGGGGAGUGGUGGUCAAUCUUAG